Messenger RNA from Hippocampus zosterae (dwarf seahorse), 4614 nucleotides. RefSeq names its product sodium- and chloride-dependent GABA transporter 2-like. The record is from RefSeq and is a predicted model, not a curated record. NCBI's taxonomy places the organism in Eukaryota, Metazoa, Chordata, Actinopteri, Syngnathiformes, Syngnathidae. The coding region runs from base 721 to 2550 and encodes 609 amino acids. Gene Ontology annotation, biological process: sodium ion transmembrane transport. Gene Ontology annotation, cellular component: membrane. The transcript is spliced from 16 exons.
GAGGUGCGUCUCAGUAAUCAUGCAUACAAUACGCCAUUGGUACCAAAUGUGUUACACGGCAGUUCAGAAAAAGAUCAGCCAAAUGGAACAGUGCCAGGGUAGAGGGGAAAAGUUCAUGACCAUAAAAGUUGAAAAGAGGAAGUAAAUAGUAGGUUAUAAACAGAACCUCGCGGCUGUGGGUUUUAAGAUGACAUAGUUCAUGAUUAAAGAAAAGAUGAAAAAAAAAAGGGGGGAAAUAUUCACAGUGAGAUUCCAUGUCAUCUAAAUAAAUCCCAUGGACUAGCCAGGGCUGCGCGAUACAUCAAAUGAUGAUAAAGAUCUGCUAUUUGCCAUGCAGGAUGUUUGCAUAGUGACCAGGCGAUUGCCAUUAUUUUCUUUUCUCACAACUUAGGGCUCAACAUGGCAAAUUCCCACUUGGCAGAUAAAUGCCGCCUGUUUACAGCCACUGACAUAACAGAGACGGCUCAGCUGAUUUGGUUUAGUUGUUAGCAACUGUGCUAAUCUCAGUGACUCGAGCUGCUCCUGUCUCAGUGGAAAAAUACAGAGGGGAAGUGGUGUAUACCUUGAACCUUUGUCAGAGCCAAACACUUUUUCAAGUGCGGCCGCAUGGUGUGGAGCGCAGCGUCUGGCAACGAGAGAGCCUGCGGUGCAUCCAUCUGAGAGGAAUACUGAUCACUUUGUUGUUGCUGUAAGCAACUCCCGGGGGAGAGGGGCUUUGUGAUGGAGGGCGAAUUCCUGAAAGGAAGCAGCCGUGAAGCGGCCGGUCAGGGCAACGGUCUUGCAAAGAAGCCUCAGCUGCUGGACCGCGGAAAGUGGGCAAACAAGUUGGAGUUCCUGCUGGCGGUGGCAGGGACCCUGGUGGGCUUGGGGAAUCUCUGGAGGUUUCCCUAUUUGUGCUACAAAAAUGGGGGAGGGGCUUUUUUGGUUCCAUACGUUCUGUUUCUUCUGGCCUGUGGUAUCCCAAUGUUCCUCCUGGAGACAGCCAUGGGCCAGUACACAUCUCAAGGAUGCAUUACAUGCUGGAGGCACUUCUGCCCUUUGUUUGAAGGGAUCGGUUAUGCAACCCAGGUAGUGAUUGCCUACGCUGCCGUGUCGUACAUUGUCAUCCAGGCCUGGGCUUUCUUCUAUCUCUUCUCGUCCUUCAGUGCUGAGGUUCCGUGGGCCAGCUGCAGAAAUCUCUGGAACACAGAUAAUUGUGUUGAAUUUGACAAAAAGAAUGCGUCAUCCAAUUGGACAGCAGCUGCGAAUGCGACAACUCCUGCAACAGAAUUCUGGGAGAGACGAGUUCUAGGUAUAUCCAAUGGGAUAGAAGAGAUUGGCAGCCUGAGGUGGGAGCUAGCCUUGUGUCUCUUGUUGGCUUGGAUUCUGUGCUACUUCUGUGUUUGGAAAGGAGUGAGAUCCACUGGAAAGGUAGUUUACUUUACAGCCACUUUCCCUUAUGUAAUGUUGGUUGUUCUGUUGGCUCGUGGACUCACUUUACCCGGCGCCAUGGACGGCAUCAUUUUCUACCUCUAUCCUGACCCAACAAGGUUGGUGGACCCUCAAGUUUGGAUGGAUGCGGGAGCACAAGUCCUCUUCUCUUUUGGGAUUUGUCAGGGAAGUUUGACAGCUCUUGGCAGUUACAACGAGUUUAAUAAUAACUGUUAUAAGGACACAUUUGUUCUAUGUUUGGUGAAUGGUGGCUCAAGCUUUGUGGCGGGCUUUGCCAUCUUUUCAGUUUUGGGAUUCAUGUCCUACGAACAAGGAUUGCCGAUAUCCGAAGUGGCCGCUUCUGGACCUGGCCUGGCUUUUAUAGCAUAUCCAAGGGCCGUGGCAAUGAUGCCUUUACCUCAGUUGUGGGCCAUCUGCUUCUUUAUCAUGGUCAUCCUGCUGGGAGCUGAUACACAGUUUGUGAGCUUGGAGUGCCUGAUGACCUCCGUGACAGAUAUGUUUCCGACUGUUUUCCGGAGGGCUUAUCGCCGAGAGCUGCUGCUGCUAUGUCUCUGCUCCGUUUGCUUCUUCCUUGGUCUACUUCUCGUCAGUGAGGGGGGCCUAUAUUUCCUUCAGCUUUUUGACCAUUAUGUCUGUAGUGGCAACAACCUUCUCCUCCUUUCAGUGUGUCAGUCCAUCGCAAUUGGAUGGAUAUAUGGUGCAGAUCGUCUCUAUGACAACAUUGAAGAAAUGAUAGGCUAUCGUCCGUGGCCACUCAUGAAGAUUUGCUGGCUUUAUGUUACCCCUGCUGUUUGUCUGGGUACCUUCGUCUUCUCCUUGGUGAGGUACAAGCCUCUAAAAUUCAACAAAACCUAUGUCUAUCCAACGUGGGCCUACGCUCUGGGCUGGUGCCUGGGACUGUUCUGUGUUCUGCUGGUGCCUCUGUGGAUCCUGUUUAAAGUGACUCAGAUGAAAGGCACAGUGUGGCAGAAUCUCAAACAGCUUUGUCGCCCAGAAAACAAGCCCCACAACUCGCCGAAGCAACCUGAGCAAUAUCCACUGAACCCCAGCAAAUCUCUUACUCCUGUGGCCAAUGAGUUCAAGGGAAGCGGUGGAGUUGAAAUGGAGGUGCAAGUAUGAGACCAUGAACAUUUUCACCAUAGUUUUGCAAGCUGCACGGUUUCAAUUUCUUGUGCCACUAGAUGAGGCGUCUCUUGAUUACGGCUCUGUUUAUUACUUAGUGGUUAUUGCGUUUAGAUACAUUUAGCUAAAGUGCACCAAAAUUCAUUUCCAGGCGAGAACAUUUUCCUUUGUUAGUUGUGAGCAUAGGGGUUCUGCAGUGAUGUUCUCAUAAUUAAAUUAUGAGAAAUCGAAGCACUAUCUAUAGCUGUACACACACAUACUGUGUAUAUAUAUAUAUAUAUAUAUAUAUAUAUAUAUAUAUAUAUAUAUAUAUAUAUAUAAAAUCAGUGGUUCUUAACCUUGUGAGAGGUACCGAAUCCAACUAGUUCAUAUGCACAUUCACCGAACCCUUCAUUAGUGUUACAAAUUUAAGACAAAAAAAAUGCAUCUAUUAAAAAGAGAAAAAAAUGUGAACACAAUUAGUAUCAGUAUAAAGUAUACGUUUUUUAAUUGGGCACAAAAUGAACGAGCCAGUGAUGGCCAAGCGGGCGCUUCAUAACUAAUUGACAUGUUGAGUCGGGUGUUUGUCUUAACCUCCAAGGCAGAGACUCCGUCGAACCUCUGAGACCUAGGUUAAGAAUCACUGAGAUUGUGAAAAAAAUAUGACAUUUACAAAAUUGUGACAUAUGAGGUUUUGGCCUGAUGCCACCGAUAUUCUGGCUCCUUCAAAUAACAUCCGACAUAUGUUUUGACGAAUUUCACUUGACAAUGAACAAAAUUCUUGUGAGAAGAGAUUCAACUCCCCUAUGGCUGUUUUGUUUAUCCAGCUCAUCAUCACUGCCAAUUUGUUCUGUAAGAGUGCAACAAUUUGCACAGUUUGCACCGGCUGGUUUGAAUUUUAAUACCUUAAUACGCAUGAAUUCAUACAUAUGAAUUCCGGUUUUUGGUACCAAAAAGGUUUGCGGAAUGGACUGUAUGCACGUCCCGCUUACACGUUUGCCACCUCACCGUCGCUCGGCUAACGAAUAGCAAUAACAAUGACAGCAUCCAACUCACUGUCUGCUAGAAUCAUGUCAAGUUACCGUAAAUGACGUCUUACCUUUCCAUAGCAUCCAUAUCCAUUUCCAGUUUCGCAGUACAUGCAGGUCCAUGUGUACGGAGACUUGCACGGCUUCAUCUUCGCGACUCUCAACUCUCCACUCAACUUUGUUUGCAGACCACAAAAACAACCCCCUUUUGUAUCAAAGUGCUGGUCAAAAACAGUGCACACAAAUACAAUUGACAGGCUUUACUGUCACUGUAAGGAGCAGAUGCGGCAAAAUUGAGGCUCUCAAUAUAGAAUUGACAACGAAAAAUAACGUAACUGUGACAAGUAGGCCGGGAUGAAGUUCCUCGUGGCUUGAGAGCUUCUCGAUCCCCAUGACGGGCGCGGCUGAUUGAAACGUCUCGCUCAUCGGGAUCCAAUCAGCUGGAGGCUUCAACCAUCGUUUUCUUACGCUUUCCAUCUCCUUUGUAAUAUGGGUCACCAUUUUUUAUGACGUUUCCACCUUUAAAAGCAAAGACACUGAACUAUUGACUAUACCUAAUAUAACGUCCCAGUAGCCUGACAUGUGGAGACCGCAAAUAUUUUUCUUUGGGAAAUGCUCAAUGUAUUCCUGUGCAUACAGUCCAUUGUCGAAACCAGAUGUUAGUAUUGCUUGUUGCAUUAGAAUCACUCAUAUGUACUGUACAUCUUUUGAUUCCAACUCGUUAAUUCUCCACAUCUCUGCCUUUUAAAUGAUGUUUACUGACUGAAUUUAGUGUUAAUCUCGCUUUGCUACCCUCAACGAUACAACUCAUCUAAUGUUACUGAAUUCUUAAAACAUGCUUUUAUUUUUGUGAUUUUUAACAUUUUCAUUUUGUCUUUUGUCUGUACACUCUUUGUCGAUGUAUGGUCGCGGCCAAUUUGUGUUAGAAACAGCUCUGUCCAGUGACAUACUCAUUUAAAUAUCCAUACAAUACAUUUUAUGUAUCAUUUGCUUACAUCUGCUAAGUCUGAGAAUACUAAAACCAUUAAAAUAAUCCUGUGCACACUAUAGAAAA